Molecule: messenger RNA, 228 nt
Organism: Protopolystoma xenopodis
Lineage: Eukaryota; Metazoa; Platyhelminthes; Monogenea; Polystomatidea; Polystomatidae
Source: the annotation of a GenBank genome assembly
AUGGCGAAUUUCCGGAUCGCCAAGCUCGUACUUUGGCUGGUCCAAACGGAUGAUGCGGAUCUGGCACGAAGACGUGACAGCCGACGCCGACCACUUCUGCUUUACAUAGCACAUGUCAUGCUCAAGUGUGGCGCUGGCGGUUGGCGUGAGAUUGGUCACGGCGAUUGGACAAGAAAGCAGAAACUGGCAACUCAGGUACCAAAAAUGACGAUAUAUGGAAGCAAGUAG